GGCCCCGGCCAGCGCCGGGACCUCUUCCUGCAGGCCACGCCUCACCCGGACAUCAGCCGCCGCGUGGCCGCCUUCCGCUUCGAGCUUCGCGCAGACAAGCAUCCGGAGCUACCUCCGCGGGCCCAGGGCCUCGGCGUGGACGGUGUCUGCAGACCCUGCAGCGACGCUGAGCUCCUCCUGGCGGCAUGCACCAGCGACUUCCUGAUCAAUGGGACCAUCCACGGGGUCACCCACGACUCGGAGUCUCAGGAGUCCAUCAUCACCGUGGUGCCCACGCGUGUUCUCCGCCCGAUGCUGCCAGUGGGCGGCGCCGAGGGCCCGGGGCAAGCCUCCAUCCACACCCCCCUGCAGUGCGGUGUCCGCCCGGGCCCAGGCACCUUCCUCUUCAUGGGCUGGCGCCACUUUGGCCAGGCCUGGCUGGGCUGUGCCCCCCGCUCCCAGGAGUUCAGACGUGCCUACGCUGCUGCCCAUGCUGCCCACACCCACCCCUGCGAGGUGAAACUGGACUGAGAGGACUGGGGAACGCCAGUGGGACCUUCCUGGGCGAGGGGGCAUGAGGGUGGGGGGCUGGAGGUCCCCAGACGGCAUCGCAGGACCGCUGACAGGCGUCCUGAGCUGACAGGCGGCACCAAUAAGAACAUUGCUC
Molecule: messenger RNA, 646 nt
Organism: Dipodomys ordii (Ord's kangaroo rat)
Lineage: Eukaryota; Metazoa; Chordata; Mammalia; Rodentia; Heteromyidae
Gene: Metrn
Product: meteorin, glial cell differentiation regulator
Exons: 3
Biological process (GO): positive regulation of axonogenesis; glial cell differentiation
Molecular function (GO): hormone activity
Source: RefSeq, a predicted model, not a curated record